Molecule: messenger RNA, 1245 nt
Organism: Myxocyprinus asiaticus (Chinese sucker)
Lineage: Eukaryota; Metazoa; Chordata; Actinopteri; Cypriniformes; Catostomidae
Product: lysosomal membrane ascorbate-dependent ferrireductase CYB561A3-like
Exons: 6
Coding region: 224-967 (247 amino acids)
Cellular component (GO): lysosomal membrane
Molecular function (GO): oxidoreductase activity
Source: RefSeq, a predicted model, not a curated record
CAACAGCCAAAGGAACUGUACAUCAGAUGUGCUGCACUGGGGGAACCAGCCUUUGAUGGGUUUGGUUUACACAUUGUUCAACACCUUGAUGAUGUUUAGUUAGAAUUUGGAUUAAGACUGAUUAUGUAGAUACUUUUUGAAAACAAAAAGCAAUCACUGUAUUGUAUUCUUAUUUUACUUUUGAGACAUCAGCUGUUGUAAGGUAAGAUGAAACAUUGAUAGGAUGAGAGGAAUUGUUGCAUUUUACAUAACCUAUCUGAUGUGCGUGAUGUUGGGGAUUGCUUGUGUGGUACUGGUAGCUCACUGGAAUUCUAGCUAUCGAGGUGGGUUUGCGUGGGAUGGCUCAGCCAAGCACUUCAACUGGCACCCUGUCUUUAUGGUCACAGGCAUGGUGGUUCUUUAUGGGAAUGCGGCCGUAGUGUACCGUAUUCCCCUGACAUGGGGUCAGAAUAAGCUACCAUGGAAGCUGUUACAUGCUGGACUUCUGCUCCUGUCCUUCAUUCUGUCUGUUAUCGGGCUUUGUGCAGUGUUUGACUACCACAACACAAACCACACUCCCAACCUCUAUUCUCUCCAUAACUGGGUGGGAAUUUGUACCACUGCAAUCUUGACAGCACAGUGGGUCAUGGGUUUUACUGCAUUCCUUUUACCCUGCACCCCAAUGGCAGCACGUUCUCUUGUAAAGCCAACUCAUGUUUGGAUGGGAGGAAUUAUCUUGGUGUUAAGCAUUGUGUCCUGCAUCUCAGGGAUAAACGAGAAGCUCUUUUUUGCACUAAAAGCAAACACCAGUGGGACGCUGCCUUACUCCAAGUUACCACCAGAGGCAAUAUUGGCAAAUUCUUUGGGAAUCAUCAUUGUGGUGUUCGGAUUGGUUGUUUUGAAAAUCUUAUCCAAUCAGACAUGGCAACGUCCUGAGCCAGGCUAUGAUGAGGGAGUUUACAAGCCCCUGGCAUAUGAUGGAAGCUGAUGCCUGGAAUUCGAAAACUAUAUUUAUGUGCAUUUGGAUUAAUCUGCACUCUUCAGUGGCCCCUGGACCAUUUGUCUUAUUGCUUUGUACUGUUUGGACAGCAUUUACAUCUUUUGCUUUAUGUAUUAUUUCGUACAUUUUGUCGUGCUGCUGUUUUUGUUUGAAAUGGGGUGAGAAAUUAGGCAAAUUAUUAUCAACUGCUGUUUGCUAGAAUUUUGUGCUAAUUUAUUACUUGACAAGUUGUACAAUAUAUGAUUAAAAUAAAUUUGUGAAACAUU